AGACAAACGCGGCCAACGAUGAUGGUGCACCUGACGGGCCGCCGGCUCUGGGGGCUGCUGGUGCCGACGACGAUCCUCGUCAUCAGUCAGUGCAUCGCGCGCGUUGACAGCUGGGUGCCAGAUGUCCAGAGCAAGCUACGCAUCCCAUACGAUGCGACAGUGCCGUCAUUUUUCGGCAACAACAGCGACCACUUCAAGCUGCUGGAUCAGAACGAGAACACGCUGCUGAUCGGGGCGCGGAACGCGGUGUACAACAUUUCGAUCGACCACCUGGUGGAGAUCAGCGGGCAGCGCAUCUCCUGGCCAUCGUCGGACGCACACCGCGAGCUGUGCACGCUGAAGGGCAAGCAGGAGCCCGACUGUCAGAACUACAUCCGGGUGUUUGCACGCGUCGGCGGCAACCGGAUCAUGAUCUGUGGCACGAACUCGUACAAGCCGCUCUGCCGGUACUACAACGUGCUGCCCGGCAACGGGACGGUCGUGUUCGACAACAACGAGCUGGAGGCGCAGGGACGCUGCCCGUACAACCCGCAGCACAACAGCACCUACGUGUACACGGGCGACGGUCAGCUGUACUCGGCGACGGUGGCCGACUUUUCCGGCGCCGAUGCGCUGAUCUACCGCGAAACGCAGCGCACCGAACAGUACGACAGCAAGCAGCUGAAUCAGCCGGCGUUCGUGAACGCGAUCGAGUACGGCGGCUACGUGAUGUUCUUCUUCCGCGAGGUCGCGAUCGAGUACAUGAACUGCGGCAAGGCAAUCUACUCGCGCGUGGCGCGCGUCUGCAAGAACGACAAGGGGGGACCGUACCCCUUCCAGGACCGGUGGACCUCGUACCUGAAGGCGCGCCUCAAUUGUUCCAUCCCGGGCGAGUACCCGUUCUACUUCGAUGAGAUCCAGGCAACGACGGGCGCAAUCAGUGGACUGUACGGGGGCGAGCGGAACAAGAUCAUCUACGCGAUCAUGACGACACCGGAGAACGCGAUCGGCGGGUCGGCCGUGUGCGCCUUCUCCAUCCGGGACAUUCUGGACGCGUUCGAGGGACCAUUCAAAGCGCAACGGGAUAUGCACUCCAACUGGCUGCAGGUUCCGCCGGCCGCGGUGCCCGAACCGCGGCCCGGCAAGUGUGUCGACGAUAGCCGCACACUCCCGAAGGCUUCGGUGAACUUCGUCAAGACCAACAACCUGAUGGACAGUGCGGUGCGAUCGCUACACUCGAGGCCCGUCUUUACGCGCGUCAGCUUGUACUAUCGGCUGACGGCGAUCGCUGUCGAUACGCAGGUGAAAGCGCUCGACGGCCACCGGUACGAUGUGAUCUUCGUUGGCACGAACGACGGCAAGGUGAUCAAGUUCGUGAACAUCCUGUCGGCGAACAGCUCGGAGGACGUGCGGACGGUGGUGAUCAGCGAAACGCAAGCGUUCCCACCCGGCACCAAGAUCAACGAGUUGACCAUCUCGAAGCGCAACGCGGUCCUGGUGGUGCUCAGUGCGGGCAAGAUCGUUUCGCUGCCACUGCACACGUGCCACGAGCAUGGGUUCAAGACGUGCCGCAAGUGUUUGGAUCUUCAGGACCCGUACUGCGCGUGGGACGACGUGAACCGGGAGUGCAAGACGAUCGACGAGGUGCACGCGUCGGGAGCGCCCAUCGAUCAGUUCUACCAGCGGCUGGACGGGGAGCGCAUCGGUGAGAUCUGCCGGAAGUACGACCACCAGGAGCCGACGGUGCACGCGUACGAGGACAACGACAUCUACACGCGGAUCGAUGGGUCGGGUGCGGUCGAGAAGCCGGACAAAACGUACGACCAGCGGAACGUGCUGAUCGUGCACUCGAACCACGGCACGGUGGCGUCCGUCGGGCCGGAGGACAUCGACAACGAGAUAUCGAUGUCGUCGAUCGAAAGUGACGAUCUGACGAACCGGAUCGUCAACACGCACCAGUACCACAGCAAGACGGAUACGUUCGUGAAAGAGAACGUGCAGAUAGCCUCGAUCAACUGGGCGAUCUAUUUGGUGGCCGCCUUUAUCAUACUGGUGAUCGGCAUACUGGUCGGCUGUAUGCUUACCCGGCAUAGUAUCACAAAAAAGUCUCUCCCCGUAGGCGAGCGGCAGCGCAAUCAGCUGAAUAGGCUCAACGAGAAGAGCAUAGGUGUGCUGUCCCAGAGUCGCACCAGCGGUAAGGACGUCAAUCUGCUGAUGAACACCACGAACCAGUACCACACGCAGCAGCAAGCGAUCGUGCAGCAGCUCCAGCAGCACCAUCAGAACAACUGCAAGGACAACAUCGACUUCGACUACAAGGAUCGGAGCGUGGAGUGCAAAAACUCGACCGAAAACCUCGAGAAGGACAUCAGCAAAGGGAUGGGCACACUGCAGAAGACGCAGACGCGCCACUUGAAGACGUUUAAGCCGUAGAAAAUGGCCACCAUCGAAACCGAACGAAUCGUCCCUCCGAAAAGGAGAUACCAAUUGUUGUUGCCAUUUCCCGGUCCCAUUGUUCCGCACGGACUGGCUUAGGGAAGCCGGAACGGCAGUGUGUAGUGUGAAAGAAAGGGGAAACAGAGAUCACCGGCGAAGGAGAGAAGAGGAGGAGUGGGUGGUACAUCAACACGACAGGGACACGACACAUCGCCCCCAAUAACCGAUGAAAGACGAGAGGAAGAUGAUGAAGAAAGAAAACCCUACACAACGAACCACGAUACGAUCGAUAGGGAAACAAUGUGUACACGGUUAGUGACACGAGAGUGAGACUGUGUGCCUAGCACAAACCUUACGGUGGCCUGCCCUAGAUAUUUUCCGAUCAAGAAGCCACGUUCGAUCGGCACUGACCCCUGUUACGGUGGUAGGGCAAUCAGUGACAGAGAGCAAUCGGACACGCCUUAGAAUGUGACGCCGAACGGCAGGACGACCGCCUGAGCUCGACCAGAAGUGGCCUUAAGGAACGACGGAGAUACGAUUCGAUUAGAGUGCGGUUGCAAACGAAACAGAUGAUCGCUCGUUCGGUCGUUGAUCAAUGAUAGUUAAAUAGGAUGCACCACGAUCAUCCGAGCGGCGAGAAUAGGGACCGGGGCCGGCUAAUUCUUCCUCGCCGUGUCCGUCGUAAAUUUAUGCGUUCCAAUCAAAACGCGAGCCGAGCUCGUACGUAGGGUAAUGAAUUAAGUGUAACUGCAAAAAAAACGGAACACCUCGAGGACGGAGAGGAUCUCGUUGUAGCGUUGUUAAAAAUCGAAACACACGAAACGUUCAAAUGAGCUUCCAACCGUGAGCGACCACGUAUUAGAAGCAAUCAUCGAAUUGAUCUUUUAUUUUUCAUUACAUUAAUGACAUUCAUUCACGAUGAUGAGUGACAGAAGUAGAGGAUAUUGUACAUAGGGAAACAAAAGAGAAAGAGAGAGGUAGUGAGUGAGAGAUCGCGAAACGGGGAGUUUUAGCUAAAUAUUUUGAAAUUUUUUCUCUUUCCCCGUGACAUUCGCUGACGAACUCGCUAGGCUAGGAACUAGGAACUUAGAUCUAAUGUAGGUAUACAAUCGUUAGCCUUACGCCCAUAAGAAAUGAAGCAUCGGAAAGGGGCCGGCAAACGCCCAAGAAUCUCCUGUCGAACAAAACACGGUCGCCGUCCACAAACCGACCAAUACUCACUCUCGACCGUGUGCUUUGGAUAACGAAGCAAGCGCCAACCAACCGCAACUUUUUUAAUGAUUUGACAUUUUAAACGGAAAAGUUCAGUUAUAUACGUGUAGUAUCCCACCUUGUUUGCUGAUCGUUUGACUACGAUCGAGGUCCAAUACGCCGCCAACGACUCAGAAUAGUGUUAUAACGGUAUUAAUUUGAGUUUUUUUAAUGACCGCCAACCACCGAUGAUAUAUUGUGCUAUAGAGUGUAGAGACCCCGACCCUAAAAAUGCAGCUACUGAAAGAACCCGGAACUUAUCGAACAAAAUGGAGCAAUAUUAUCAGUGCCCCAGCGUCGUCUGGGGCGCAGUUUUUUUUAAGCUUAUGCGAGAAACGAGGCAAAACAUGUGAUAAAAAUGAGUAUUUAAUUAUUUUGCGAUUUUAUUUCUUUUAUCCCGCCAGGGGAGCUCGAGGGACGAACGGAUGCGCCCCCCGUGGCAGAGGGUGCGCGUCCGGUUUGCUGUAUUUUUAUUUUGUUUGCUAUUUUAACUUUACUCUAGCGUAAGCGUAGCCUAGUAGAGCCAGAUCGCGAAUGGAAUUAGGGUUAGAAGAGGGAAGGACAGAUCGAUCCGACAAACUGGCAUCGACCUUGGCCUUUUCAGCGAGGUAAAUAAGUUAGCUGUUGUGCCUGAAAAAAAAAACAAUAAAAA
Anopheles cruzii is the source of this 4318-nucleotide messenger RNA. RefSeq names its product semaphorin-1A. The record is from RefSeq and is a predicted model, not a curated record. The transcript has 6 exons. Gene Ontology annotation, biological process: neural crest cell migration; negative regulation of axon extension involved in axon guidance; semaphorin-plexin signaling pathway. Gene Ontology annotation, molecular function: chemorepellent activity; semaphorin receptor binding. NCBI's taxonomy places the organism in Eukaryota, Metazoa, Arthropoda, Insecta, Diptera, Culicidae. Bases 19 to 2412 code for a protein of 797 amino acids.